Messenger RNA from Dalotia coriaria, 2506 nucleotides. RefSeq names its product G1/S-specific cyclin-D2-like. The record is from RefSeq and is a predicted model, not a curated record. The coding region runs from base 350 to 1258 and encodes 302 amino acids. Gene Ontology annotation, cellular component: cyclin-dependent protein kinase holoenzyme complex; cytoplasm; nucleus. The transcript is spliced from 5 exons. Gene Ontology annotation, molecular function: cyclin-dependent protein serine/threonine kinase regulator activity. Gene Ontology annotation, biological process: regulation of cyclin-dependent protein serine/threonine kinase activity; mitotic cell cycle phase transition. NCBI's taxonomy places the organism in Eukaryota, Metazoa, Arthropoda, Insecta, Coleoptera, Staphylinidae.
ACUGGCGUACAGUGGUGCUGAACCAGUAUCGGGCUGUACUAUUCCAAAAGCGCUCUCCCAAACAUCCAGUACUUAACACACAACCCCAACGAAACACAACUUAACACAAACUGCCAAAACAUUUAAAUUAUUACAACAUAAGCUAAAAACUAAUCCACUCAAUCAACAAGUCCAAAACGCAAGUCCGAAAAAGCUUUAUCUAAAAAUAAAUAAUACUUAAGCACUACCAUAAUAACAAUAAUUUAAGUCCAAAGUUUUCAAACUCCGCGUGUGCGAAAUCCAAAACGUGUGUGCGAGACUAAUCAAUCGGAAAAUUAUUAAAUAAUUGUUCGCCCUCGCCGGCGACAAUAUGAACGACUUGCUCUGUUGUGAAUCGUCAUCGGUGGUUGAGAAUAGAGCCUAUGUGGACCCGAUUCUACUUAACGACAAACGAGUGCUGCGCAAUCUGCUCAAGACCGAGGAACGAUAUACUCUGCAAACUGUGAACUUUCUCAAUGCCCAAAAGGAAGUGACUCCGGCGAUGCGUAAGAUCGUCACUGAGUGGAUGAUGGAGGUGUGUGAAGACCAAAAGUGCCAGCAUGAAGUGUUCACGCUGGCGGUGAACCUGAUGGACCGUUUCCUAGCUACGUGCAACAUUCGAAAGAAUCAACUACAACUUCUAGGCACAUGCAGCAUGCUCAUCGCUUCGAAACUCCGAGAACCCAAACCCCUGUUGGCGGAUACAUUAGUUUUCUAUACGGAUAACAGCAUUACACGACAGGAACUCUGGGAUUGGGAAAAAUUGACACUUAGCAAAUUAAAAUGGGACGUUGCCGCCGUAACACCACUAGACUUCCUCAGCCACUUGCUGCGGAGGAUACCCAUCGAAAGCAGUCAAUACCAGCGAGUGAAUAGCCACGCACAAACGCUGAUCUCCUUAUGGGCCAGAGAAUACGAAUUUUCGAGUCAUCCAGCGAGUAUGAUUGCUUGCGCCUGUCUAGCCUCGGCGUUGAUCGGGCUCGGCUGGACGCGGAGCGGAAGGACAGUCGACGGCCUUCUCACACUCCUUCACGACAUCACCUCCAUCGAACAGGAUUAUCUGCGAACAUGCCUGCGAAAAGUCGAGAGCAUGGUGUACGCGAACAAUACCGAACCGAUGGUGGAGGAAGAGGUCCAUCACAGGCCCGAUGAAUUCACGCCGCCGCCCACCACAUCCGACAAGUUUGUCGAACACGAGACGGCCGGCACGCCGACGGAUGUGCGGGACGUGCAUUUCUGAACCAAAUAACCGAACUAGUUAGUUAGGCGUUGUCUUGUUUGUAAUUUUUUUUUGAAGAAUUUUAUUAUAGCUACAUAUUUUAUAUAAUUGUACAUAACGUAGAAGGUACACAUACAUAGGUCUUACGCGCGAAUUGAACAACGCGAUGUGAAUGAUCGGGUGCUUUGUAAAUAACUUAAGAAGUGCGUUGCGAAAACAUUCAAGACACAAACACGACUGUAAAUUGCGUGGCGACGGGGGAAGGCAAUAAAUUACGCUUUAAAUAGGAAAGGAAGCUCCCGCUUAAACAGCUUCCUAAAGUGAAAGUAAUCUGUAAGUGAGCGAAGAAUGCAACACAAGUCAAACGCACACAAACACAAGAGAGAAAUAUUUGUACAUAUGUUCCUUAAUCUGUUGGCAUUACUCGAGGUGUGACUUGGCGUUGCGGGAUUUGCGAGAUGGUUUCACGCAUAGUUUUGUAAGAUUAGGAAAUUAGAGGACCGAUAACGCAUUAUAGUCAUGUACAAAGGCGAAGUUCUGUUCCUAAGCAACAUAUAAAAGCAUACAACGGGAUUGUUCCGAAAUUAAUUUAGGUUAGCACGAAGCUUAGGACAAGAUGGCGGCUAGAAGUGAUCAUCGUCUUGAAUCCACAAACCAAAUUUAUUCUUUGGUCGCGCAUCUUGGGCAAGAAAAUUCCAAAAAAAUCAACAAAAAAAAACUUAAAAACAUAAUUUUAGUAAAGACUGACCAGAUUAUAUUAUAUAAACGUUUAAAUUUAAUGUGUCUUCCAAAAUACAGCACAAAACAAAAAGCAAAAUGAAUUUGAUUUUAUAUAGAACGUAUGUGAUUUAUAUAUUGCAAGUACCUAAUAUGCAUGGGCAUAUGAUAAUUCUAGUGUGCUUAAAAUGUCAUAAUUUUAUUAGUAUUAAUGUUAUUGUGUAUCACAUUUCCAAACGACGACACAACCACACCGAUCACUGCCAUAAUACGAUGAUUUUACAAGUCAUAUCAAGAAAAUUUACCUCAGAGACAAGUUGAUUUUAAAUAUUCAGCGAGAUACAUAUCACUAAAGUUGUAAAAACAAUGUAUAUAAUUAUAUGAACCAUGAAACACAUGUUAUUUUUACAUUUUACAAGUGCCCAAUUGCAAUUGAUUUAUUAGUUUGUAAUGAUUGCGAUCGCUACCUACUUACGAAUAUUUUGUAAGCGAUAUUCCUAUAUUUUUAUAAUGUGAAAACGAAACACUAAAUAAACAUGCAAAUGAAUUCUA